Verruconis gallopava is the source of this 1026-nucleotide messenger RNA. RefSeq lists its product as uncharacterized. The record is from RefSeq and is a predicted model, not a curated record. Bases 55 to 822 code for a protein of 255 amino acids. The transcript is spliced from 4 exons. NCBI's taxonomy places the organism in Eukaryota, Fungi, Ascomycota, Dothideomycetes, Venturiales, Sympoventuriaceae.
UCUGGCUUGUAACACCGGUUUACACAGCAAAAAACACACGUUACGGAUCCGAAUAUGACAGGCAAUAGACUUGAAGGGAAGGUCGCCAUUGUUACUGGUGCCGCAUCCGGCUUCGGCAGAGCCAUAGCAAAACGGUUUGCAGAAGAAGGCUGUAAAGUGAUUCUGACGGAUCUCAACGGUGACGGUGCAUCUGAAGCGGCGAAGAGCUUCAACGUCGGCGACAAUGCCAUCUCCAUGCAUAUGGAUGUGACUCAAGAGCAAGCCUGGACUGACGUGGCGAAGCUCGCGGUCGACAAGUUUGGCCGAAUCGACAUACUGGUCAACAAUGCCGGGACGACUUAUCCGAACAAGCCAACGCUGAGCGUAACGGCUGCCGAGUUUGACAGAGUGUUCAACGUGAACGUGAAGAGCAUCUUUCUAAGUGUGCAUGCAGUCGUGCCACAAAUGAAGAAACAAGGAGGUGGCAGCAUCAUAAAUAUAUCUAGCACCGGCUCCGUGCGGCCCCGAGGAGGACUCGUAUGGUAUAACUCGUCGAAAGGAGCUGUGACCAACGCUUCACUCGGUCUGGCCGCAGAGUUCGGUCCGGAUCAGAUUCGCGUCAAUGCAAUUGCCCCCUUACUGUCUGGAACGGGUCUUUUCGAGAGCUUUGUGGGACUCCCAGAUACCCCUGAAAACCGGCAAAAAUUUACCUACAACGUCCCGAUGGGCCGUAUCAGCGAAGUUGAGGACAUUGCGAACGCGGCCUUGUUUUUGGCGAGCGACGAGAGCAAGUUCAUCACGGGUGUCAACCUGCAAGUGGACGGCGGGAAAUGCAUCGCGUAGCGCUACGUAGACGUCGAAUGGGACCUGCGGUGGAGGUGUAAGCAAAACGAAAUAGCAGGUGCCAUCAUGGGUUGCAUUUUUGUGGCGCUGUCGAGAUGUACGGUGAACGUCUACGGUAAUGAGAUCGCUGCCAGAAAUCUAAUUCAAGACUUGAAGCGAAUGAUUAGCAAUUGACAGCACGGAUCGAGGGAAGUGGAGCAGAAG